AGUGUUUUUGGCUCUCCUAACUCAUUUCUAUAUCGUCAAAGGAAAUAGAAAAGAAGCGGCUAGGAUAGCAGAAGAGAUCUAUGGUGGAAUUUCAGGUAAAAUCACACGCGUGUGUUCUCAACACUUAAAAAAAAAACCAAAAACCUCCUAGAUGAUUCGUACGAAUGAUAUUUCUGGAGGGUGGAUUUUAUUUGUGGUUUGGCUUUGUGUGGGUACUUUUAGAAACUACAGCACCGGUUUGUGAAGGAGUUUCAGCUUUAUUUUUGCAAGUUCGUAGUACUAUUAUUAUUAGUGGUUAUUAUUUAAGAAGGAACUAGGGUAGUGGCUUUUUAAGAGUAUUUGGAGAAAUCUCGUUUCCACUAACCUGAAAAAUUACCGAUAGGGGAUUUUCUUUAAUAUUUUUCAACAAAGUUUAACAAUGCAUUCUAACAAGACCGGGUCCCCUCCGGAAAUAGAACGACCAAUAUAUCUGAUUUCAAGCAGCAGCUGUGGCAUGCUAUGUAUAUUUUUGUGUUGUCGUUUGCAGUGCGAAUCGAUUAGCCACUUGUCACUGGCAGGAAAAAUCCUUCACGACGCGGCUUUUACUCGUGUGAAAUGCCAACAUUUGGGUGAAACGUUUUAAACUGUCCUGCUUUGUAGGAUUUCGUCUCCGUUUCUCUCCAGAAAUGAUUCACCUUAAUUGUCGUGAGAUGCCACAAAAGUAAAUGAAUCAGAUACACUUGUUGCUGCUGGGCUUGUCACUUGAGAGAGGAGUAUUUAUUCGUAAACAGAGUUCAGAUUUUCCCUCUGUUAUUUUUAGCGUUCAUAGGGGUUUCCAGGAUGACAUCAUUCUUUAUCUAGCGUCCAUUUCAAUUUGCACCCAGGAUUCUCUUUCAAAAUAGACUUAGGCUGUGUGAUUCCAAUAUGCCAGACAACUUUGAAGACGCUAGAUAACAGCAGUAUCCAAAGAAAUAAGACCUCCAAAGAUAAAGCAUCAGAAUGCUUCAAUUAACUGGGGGAAAUGAGGAGAGUCGUGAAGUUUCAGGAAGUGUCAGAAGGCCCGGAAUGUGGAAAGAGGUUUCUUUUGGGGAUUACAUUUGUCACACAUUUCAGGGAGAUUGCUGGGCUGAUCGAUCCCCACUUCAUGAAGCUGCGGCCCAGGGGCGCUUACUGGCCCUUAAAACUUUAAUUGCACAAGGUGUCAACGUGAACCUCGUGACAAUUAACCGGGUCUCUUCGCUCCACGAGGCGUGCCUCGGAGGUCACGUGGCCUGCGCUAAAGCCUUAUUGGAAAAGGGCGCUCACGUCAACGGAGUGACGGUCCACGGAGCCACGCCCCUCUUCAACGCGUGCCGGAGCGGCAGUGCUGCGUGCGUCCACGUGCUGCUGGAGUUUGGAGCCAAGGCCCAGCUGGAGGCGCACUUGGCUUCACCCAUCCACGAGGCAGUGAAGAGAGGUCAUAGAGAGUGCAUGGAGAUUCUUCUGGCAAAUAACGUUAACAUUGACCAAGAAGUGCCCCAGCUUGGAACUCCCCUGUAUGUGGCCUGCACCUACCAGAGGGUAGACUGUGUGAAGAAACUUCUAGAAUUAGGAGCCAGUGUGGACCGCGGCCAGAGUCUGGACACCCCACUCCACGCCGCUGCGAGGCAGUCCAGCGUGGAGGUCGUCCACCUGCUAGCGGACUAUGGGGCUCCCCUGAAGUGCAGAAAUGCCGAGGGGAAAAGUGCGUUGGAUCUGGCGGCUCCAAAAAGCGGUGUGGAGCAGGCCCUCCUGCUCCGGGAAGGCCCGCCUGCUCUCUCCCAGCUCUGUCGCCUGUGUGUCCGGAAGUGCUUGGGCCGAGCGUGUCGUCAAACCAUCCGUGAGCUGCAUCUGCCGGAGCUGCUGGAAAGAUUCCUGCUAUACCGGUAGUCCCAGCUGGCCUUGGGAAGGUACUUGGAAAUGAGCAGGCUACUGCCUGCUGUACCCAGGGUACUUAGUGUAGACACCCGGUGGCUAGGCUCUGAGUACCUUCCAAUGAGCAGAGUCAGCUAGUGUUGGUCCCCGAAGAACCAGAACACCUGCGGAGUAGAAACUCCUGGUUAAUGCUCUCGUUCCCCGAGGGGCAACCGGAAGCCUUUUGGUUUUUAGCUUUUGUUGUUAAGACACUUUAGAAAUCCGUGCAGCGGAGUGAAAAUAAUCUGUGUUUGAAGAUUCGUGGUCUUUAAUUAUCUAAGGGUCAAUAUUCUGCAUAUCUUGCAGACACAUGUAAAUCUUGGGUGAAUAAGAGUCUGAUGAGUGUAUCUCAUGAUGUGUUCCUGAUGUAGUCCCUCCCUCCUUUGCCCUUUCUUUCUCUGCUUCCAUGAAUAAACUUCUGCUGGAAUUUUGAUUUCCUUGCCAUUUAUAUAUAUACACGCGCGCGUGUGUGUGCGUGCGCUGAACGCAUUCGAAACAUCAAAGUUAACAGAGACUUGCAGUUACUGAGGUCUUGGUUGAUAAGAGAAAUGUUGCUCGUCACUUCUGACAUUAAAGGCUGUUCGUUGAAGCACACGGUUCUAGGACAGGGCAACACUGGCUGCUCCCCUAUUACCUGAACCCGCAGGCACUGUUUGAUGCAUGUUGCAACCCAAGCAUCCAUCAGCUUAUUUUCAAAGUCAAGAGCCUCAGGGUUGUUUGAAAUAAUUACAUGUUAAUGCCAGUCGCCAAGACACGCUCCGUGCCGGGUCACUAUUAUUUCUGUGAGCCUGGGUCCAAAGUAAGCACGGCAUUUUUAAUAGGCGAAACAGCCUUCUCCUCCCCCUCCCUUUUCUUCUUUUCCACUCCCCCCUCCUGCUCUUCCCACUUCUCACCUUUCUUUUCCUCCUCCCCCUCCCUUUUGUGAAUUUAGAACUUCGAUAAGUUCUGACGUGGAUAAACUUUUAAUUGUUGUACGUACUACUGUCAUGGUUCGCUGACUAUAGUCAAAUUA
Molecule: messenger RNA, 2923 nt
Organism: Panthera uncia (snow leopard)
Lineage: Eukaryota; Metazoa; Chordata; Mammalia; Carnivora; Felidae
Gene: ASB11
Product: ankyrin repeat and SOCS box containing 11
Exons: 7
Coding region: 979-1887 (302 amino acids)
Biological process (GO): intracellular signal transduction; protein ubiquitination; positive regulation of protein catabolic process
Molecular function (GO): protein binding
Source: RefSeq, a predicted model, not a curated record